Molecule: messenger RNA, 2491 nt
Organism: Trifolium pratense (red clover)
Lineage: Eukaryota; Viridiplantae; Streptophyta; Magnoliopsida; Fabales; Fabaceae
Product: putative pentatricopeptide repeat-containing protein At1g12700, mitochondrial
Exons: 2
Coding region: 269-1882 (537 amino acids)
Molecular function (GO): protein binding
Source: RefSeq, a predicted model, not a curated record
UAGAGUUAGAAAUCACAUGUGAAGAGUGCAUGAUGUUGUUGUGGUUAAAGAUCAAUCCAUUGGUAAAAUAUUCUUUGUGCAUCACUGGCAAGGGUCCAUAUCAGAAUCCGUCCAUUUUCAACACUAAUUUCAACAUCCCAUUGGACUGAUUUUUGCAGUUGAAAUUACAUUCAACAUGACCAUUGCUCUUGGUCUAAGACGACGUCGUUGAGUUCGUGGGUAUCUUUCUUCUGCAAUUGAACUUCACACUGCGAACAAGAAGAAGAAAAUGUCAUCACUGUUUAUGAGAUUAACAAGGUUUCCUUCAAAACCCUUUUUUCCCUUUACUUUAAGGUUAUUCUCUCACUCUCACAAUGUUAAUGAUGCUAUUUACUCAUUCAAUCGAAUGCUACAAAUGCGUAAUACUCCUUCCAUUAUUGAAUUUACCAAGAUUUUAGGUUCUCUUGUUAAAACUAAGAACAAUUACUCAACUGUUAUUUCCCUUUCUCACCAAAUGGAAUUCCAUGGAAUUAGGUCUGACAUUUUCACUAUUACAAUUUUGAUCAAUUGUUACUGUCAUAUAGGUCAAAUGACUUAUGCAUUUUCUCUAUUGGGAAAGAUUCUUAAGAUGGGUUAUCAGCUGGAUGUAGUAACCGUGAAUACCCUUAUCAAUGGUCUUUGUCUUAAUAAUGAGAUUCAGAAAGCAUUGUACUUUCAUGAUGAUCUUAUCGCUAAGGGUUUUCAGCUCAACCAUGUUAGUUACGGGACAUUGAUCAAUGGCUUGUGUAAAAUGGGACAUACAACACCUGCCCUCCAACUGUUGAGACGGCUCGAAAAAGGAUCAGUCAAGCCUGAUUUGGUAAUUUACAGUACAAUCAUUGAUAGCAUGUGCAAAGAUAAGCUUGUAGAUGAUGCUUGUCAAUUAUUUUCUGAAAUGGUUAACAAGGGAAUUUUUUCAGACGUUGUCACUUAUAGUGCUCUAAUCUAUGGUUUUUGUAUUGUGAAUAAAUUAAAAGAAGCAAUUGUUUUGUUGAACGAAAUGGUAUCGAAAAACAUCAACCCAGAUGUUUAUACCUUUAAUAUAUUGAUCGAUGCGUUUUGUAAGGAGGGAAAGAUGAAAGAAGCUAAAAGUGUGUUAGCUAUGAUGAUGAAACAAGGCAUGAAACCUGAUGUAGUUACUUAUAGUACUUUAAUGGAUGGGUUCUGCCUUCGUAAUAAAGUGAAAAAGGCAAUACAUAUAUUCAACACUAUGAUCCAAAGGGGAAUGAUGCCCGAUGUUAAGAGCUACAAUAUUAUGAUCAAUGGGUUCUGUAAGAGUGAAAUGGUGGAUGAAGCCAUCAAACUCUUUAAAGAAAUGUAUUUAAAAAAUAUUAUUCCUAAUACAGUAACAUACAACACUCUUAUUGAUGGUUUGUGCAAAUCAGGGAGAAUUACAUAUGCUUGGGAGCUUGUAGAUGAGAUGUGUGACAGAGGUCAACAAGCCGAUGUAAUCACCUACAAUUCCUUCUUGCACACUUUGUGCAAAAAUCAUGAACUUGACGAGGCAAUUGCAUUAGUCAAGAAAAUUAAAGACCAAGGUAUCAUGCCAAAUUUGUACACGUACAGUACCCUAAUUGAUGGACUUUGCAAAGGUGGGAGGCUUAAUGAUGCACUAAAGGUUUUUAAUGAUCUUUUGGCUAAAGGAUACAAUCUAAAUGUCGUAAUGUACACAACUAUGAUUUGUGGACUUUGUAAUGAGGGCUUGUUUGAAGAAGCAUUUGUUUUGCUUUCAAAAAUGGAAGAUAAGGGCUGCUUUCCUAAUGCCUUCACUUUUGAAAUAAUGAUUCGUGCACUCUUCGAAAGCGGUGAGAAUGAUAAAGCAGAGAAACUUCUACGUGAAAUGAUUGCUAGAGGUCUACUAUAAGAGCAAAACUCGGUGUAGAAGCUUGGUUGAGGAUGGUGCUUUACUUCAUAUAUGGUUUUGGCUGCAAUAUACUUGCAAAUUAUGCAGUCGAAGAUGUGUUCAUUUUUUUGAAGUCUCUAAUAACAAGUCACAUCAUAGAGUGGAACAUAAACAUGAGCAUUUUUUCCCUGCUUCCACUAUUGUUAUCUAGGAAGCUACAAUCAUGGAAACUACAGCUCUAAGUUUUUGUUGGACUACUACUACUAUAUGUCCCAGUAAAUAUGAUUAUCUCGCAGUAUUGUCUAAUUUGUAAUUCUGGAAUUCCAACUUGAUAUGAUAUUAUAUGUAUUUUUACCUUUGUUCUGAAGGGUUCUGCUGCUAAUUGUGAACAAUGGACCUUGUAACAUUAUUUUUUUAAGCUUUUUGAUGAAAUGUAUAAUACUUUCUGGUGAGGUGCUGAAGAAGUUGGCUUUCAAAUGUCAAAAGAUGGAAUUUGAAUACUGCACUAAUUGGCUUAAUGAGCCGAAUAGACGAGUUUCAAUUAAUUAAUUUCAGGUGAAGUAACAGUUGAAUGUAUGUAACAUUGAGGUCUAUUUGACUAUAAUCAUAGACUUGGAUGCUUCUUUCUUA